This is a messenger RNA of Ooceraea biroi (clonal raider ant), 810 nucleotides long. RefSeq names its product Molybdenum cofactor synthesis 2A (gene Mocs2A). Gene Ontology annotation, biological process: Mo-molybdopterin cofactor biosynthetic process. The record is from RefSeq and is a predicted model, not a curated record. Gene Ontology annotation, molecular function: molybdopterin synthase activity. NCBI's taxonomy places the organism in Eukaryota, Metazoa, Arthropoda, Insecta, Hymenoptera, Formicidae. Gene Ontology annotation, cellular component: molybdopterin adenylyltransferase complex; molybdopterin synthase complex; cytosol.
GAUGUUCUUGUUCUGUCAUGAACAGAUUUCUUCGUUCACCGUUACAUCUGUUGAUCAUGAUCAUGGCUGUUGAUAAGAAAUCAAAAAUUAUAUUUUUAUUGUUGAAAACUUUAUGAGAAUAAACGUAAUUUUAUAUUCUUUGUUGAGCUUUGAUUUAUUUAUUGACUACUUGUUUAUCUUCAAUGAUGCAAACUGUUUCCAAAUUGUCAGAGUAUGAAUUAUUAUUUUAUUAUAUAACAUGAAAGAUAGUGUAACUGCUUUGUCAGAGUGGGAAAAGCAAGUGACUUGUGUGAUAUUGUCUCUAUUUGGAUAUGCAUUGAGGUAUACAUCCUUCUACUUUGACAAGAGAUUAUCACAUCAAGAAUUAUGCAGUUUAUAUGCUCCUCUGCAAGUUCUGUAAUGGAUGAGACCAUAAAUCAAAUAGAAGCAACAAUCUUAUUUUUUGCAAAAGCACGGGAACUAACUGGGACUAAGGAAUGUAAGAUCUAUAUUCCAAGAGAGUUAUCCUCCACUGACCUGUUCGACAGGAUUAUUCGUACAUUUAAAUUGGAAAGUAUACGCAAUCAAAUAAUACUAGCACUGAACGAGGAGUUUAUUGCUCCAAACAGCACUCUUGUAUUGUCAGAGAAAGACGAAAUUGCAGUGAUUCCACCACUUAGUGGAGGAUAACAUGGAGAUGUCAAAGAAUUUCGUCAAGUUACAGCAAGAGGAGUUAAAUGUUACAGAAAUCAUGAAGCUAGUGACGUUUCCUAAUUGUGGAGCAAUAUGUAAUUUUGUCGGGAUCACUCGGGAUAAUUUCAACAAUAAAAA